Plasmodium adleri (nom. inval.) is the source of this 5823-nucleotide messenger RNA. Its product is annotated as conserved Plasmodium protein, unknown function. The transcript has a single exon. The record is from RefSeq and is a predicted model, not a curated record. The coding region runs from base 1 to 5823 and encodes 1940 amino acids. NCBI's taxonomy places the organism in Eukaryota, Apicomplexa, Aconoidasida, Haemosporida, Plasmodiidae.
AUGAAUACACAUAAAAAUAAUGAACGUUUUGAUGAAUAUUCUUUGAAUAAUAAUUCAAAUUUGAAUGCAUACCUAAACAUGUCAAAUGAGGCUCAAAAUAAUUUUUUAGUAAAUAGAAGGAAUGAUAUGAAUUAUGAAAUGUAUAAUUCUAUUAAUUCUGGACACAUGUCUAAUAUAAAUAAUAAUACAAAUAAUUUACAAGAUGCUUAUAUAAAUAAAGAAUUACAUUAUAUGAACAGUGAUAAAAUAAAUAUAGCGAAAAAUCAUCAGAAUGUUCAUAUGGCAACAUAUAAUAAUAUGGAUAAAAAGAACUUAAAUAAUAAUAUGAUACCAUUAAAUAAUAAUAUUAAUAUGAUGACAGAUGAUCAAAACUAUUUUUAUCAUUCAACUGUAAAUAAUAAAAUGAAUAAUACAAUGAAGGAAAAUAAUUUUAAUAAUAAUAUGAAUCCUGUAAAUAAUACUUUUUAUAAUAACCCUGAUAAUAACUUCCUUAAUAUUACAAGAAAUGAUAACGAACAAGGUUUAUAUGUAAAUAAUAAUAUCAUCAACAAUUUUAACAACCAAAGUGUAGAUAAAAAUAUUAAUAAUAAUAAUAAUGCAAACAAAAACGUAGAAUCUAUAAAUAAAUUCAAUCAUUUAUACAACAUGCAAAACAUGCAUCCUUUCAUUCCAAAUAUGACUAAUGGAAAAAAUGGGAACCUGGAAAACAAUGCAAACUUAUCCAAUAAUGUAAAUAGUGUAAGUACUAUAAGUGAAUUGCAUAAUUUUAAUUAUGUGAAUAAUAUGGACAUGAAUAGUAUGAGCAUGAAUAAUAUGGACAUGAAUAAUAUGAAUAAUAUGAAUAGUAUGAACAUGAAUAGUAUGAGCAUGAAUAAUAUGAAUAAUAUGGACAUGAAUAGUAUGAGCAUGAAUAAUAUGAAUAAUAUGAAUAAUAUGGACAUGAAUAAUAUAAACAUGAAUAAUAUGAACAUGAAUAAUAUGAACAUGAAUAAUAUGGACAUGAAUACUAUGAACAUGAAUAAUAUAAACAUGAAUAAUAUAAACAUGAAUAAUAUAAACAUGAAUAAUAUAAACGUGAAUAACAUGGAUAUGAAUAAUAUGAAAAAUCUAGCUAAUUUUAAUAAUGCAUAUCAAUAUAACAGUAUUCCUCAAUUUAAUAGUUCAUCACGUUUUAAUAAUAUAACUCAGGUUAAUAAUGGGAUAUCUCACAACGUUAAUCAUGUGUCGAAUUUUAAUAAUACAGCUCAUUUGGAUAAUUCAAAUAAUAUGAAUAGAUUAAGUGUAGUCAAUAAUGUAGGUGACAUUAAUUCUUUGCAUGAUCCAUUGAAUGAAAUGCAUGUAUUAAAUAAAAACGUAAAUAUGCAGAACGAGAACCAUUUUAAUGGUAUGAAUGAUGAGAUGAAAAAUUAUAACAAUGUACAGCGCAUUAAUAGUAUAUCACAUAUUCCUUAUAUGAAUAAUCUGAAAAAUUAUAAUGAGAAUACGAGUGUAAUGAAAGGCAAGGGAAGUACGAAUAGAAAAAAAAGUAAUAACGUAAAAAUUAAUAACAAUGCUGGAAGUGUUAAUGCGCGAGCGAUAUCUGAAAAUAAUCAAAUGGCUGCACAUAGUAAUGUUCCGAUGGGAAACAUUGAUAAGGUGAUUAAACAUGAUCGUUUGGAUAAUGAUCUGAAAAAUAUGAAUAAUAUGAAUAAUAUGAAUAAUAUGAAUAAUAUGAAUAAUAUGAACAAUGUGAAUGGUAUGAAUAAUAUGAACAAUGUGAAUGGUAUGAAUAAUACAAGUAUUUUAAAUAAUAAUAAUAAGAAAAUUACGAAAAGAGGAAGGGCCAAGAAAAAUAGUACCAUUAAUAUAAAUAAUAUUAAUAAAAUGAAUAAUACGAAUAACAAGAGUAGUGUGAUCAAUAUGAAUAAUAUGAAUAAUAUGAAUAAUAUUAAUAAUAUCAAUAAUAUUAAUAAUAUGAACAAUAUCAAUAAUAUCAAUAAUAUGAAUAAUAUGAACAAUGUGAAUAAUAUGAACAAUGUGAAUAAUAUGUUUAAUGUAAACCCCCAAAUGAAUAUCAUGGGUUUAAUGAAAGAUAUGAAUAACAAUAAACUUAUGAAUAAUUAUGUUAAUGAUAAUAAUAUAAUGAAUAUUGAAGGUAGCAUGAAUGAGAAUUAUAAUUUUGAGGGUACAUUAAAUAAUAAAAACAUUUCCAAUAAUAAUAAUAUAAAUGAUAAGAGUGGUUGUUUAAAUACAUUGAAUAAAAGUAAAAGUAGUUCGUAUAUAAAAUCUAAUAGAAAUCUUACAAUACCAGUUAAUAUGUAUAUGAAUAAUACAAACAUGCAUAAUUCAAAAGCUUAUGUAAACUAUGAAAAUCAAAAUUGGAUGGCACAACAAGCUUGUAAUAAUAAAAAUAUCUUAUUAAAUGAAGGUCCAAGGCAUGAUAAUAAUAAUAAUAAUAUUAAUAACAAUAAUAAUAACAAUAAUAACAAUAAUAACAAUAAUAACAAUAAUAACAAUAAUAACAAUAAUAACAAUAACAAUAAUAAUAAUGAUCAUAACAAUAAUAAUAAUAAUCACAGUAUUAUUAAUAAUAAUAUUGUUCAGGGUAUACAUCGUGGAAGUGUAAUAAAUAACCAGAAUUUAGACGAUCUAUCUUAUAACCCUAAUGAUAUUUUUCUUGAAAAAAAUACACUUACGAAUUAUAAUGAAAUGUUAGGAUCUGCAUAUAAUAAUAUGUAUGAUAAAAAUGUUAUAAAGGGUAAUAUGAAUCUUAUCGGCAAGCAUAGUAAUUAUGAUUUAAUGAAGAAUGGUCAUAUGAUAAAUGGAUAUAAAUUAAAUAUGCAAGAAAUUCAAAAGGGUAUGAAUGAAGUGGGGAAAAAAAGAGCACCUCGUAGGAGAGCUAAAACUAUUAAUUUAAAAAGUAUAAACCGUUUUGAUACUGUUUCUUUAGGUUUGAAGGGAAAUCCUAAUAUGGAUAAUACGAUCAAUAUGAAUAAUAUGAAUAAUACGAUCAAUAUGAAUAAUAUGAAUAAUGUGAAUAAUAUGAAUAAUAUGAAUAAUAUGAAUAAUGUGAAUAAUAUGGUCAAUAUGAAUAAUGUGAAUCAUAUGAAUCAUAUGAAUAAUGUAAACCAUAUAGAUAAUAAUAUGGUUCAUAAUUUGAACCAUAUGGUUAGCAACUUGAAUUAUAUGGAUAAUAAUACAAACCAUAUGAAUAAUAACAUUAACAAUGCAGGUAAUAAUUUGAAUGGUGAAUUUUCCAAGCGAAUUUCAUAUAACCAUUCAAAGAGUAGUGAAAAUAUAAAAGAGAUGAUGCAACCUCAUAAUGAAGCAAAUGAUAUAUCAGGAAAUAAUAUAAGUGAUAGUAAUAAUAUUACUCUAAAUAAAAACAUUGUAGAAAUGAUUUUAAGAAAUAACAAACCCAGCAUAGAUAAAAAUAUGAAUGAUAAUGUCAAUAGAUCAUAUACUAGCUUCUUAAUGAAUAUUGGAUCUUCCUUUUUAAAGAAAAAAAAAACAUCAGAAAUUAAAAAUGGGGGAAAUAAUAUCGAAAAUAAUAAAGGUACAGUAAUUAUGAACAAUCAGGUAGAAGAGAAAGGGAAAAGUGAAAAUAAGAGCAUGUUGGAGAUAAAAAAAGAGGAACAAAUAAAAAAUGUAGUAUAUAAUAAUAAUAAUAUUAAUAAUGAAAAAGAUCAAAAUGGGGAUCAACUUCAAAAUACAGAUCAUAAGCAAGACCAGCUUCAAGAUCAAAAUAAAAAUCAUGGUCAAAUUCAAGAUCAAAAUCAAGACAAUAAGAUAGAACAACUUCAAAAUAAAGAAAAUAAGCUAGAACAACUUCAAAAUCAAGAUAAUAAGAUAGAACAACUUCAAAAUCAAGAUAAUAAGAUAGAACAACUUCAAAGUCAAGAUAAUAAGAUAGAACAACUUCAACUUCAGAAUCAAGAAAAUAAGAUAGAACAACUUCAGAAUCAAGAAAAUAAGAUAGAACAACUUCAAAUUCAAGAUAAUAUGCUAGAUCAACUUCAUAAUCAAAAUCAAGGUCAAAUUCAAGGUCAAAAUCAAGGUCAAAUUCAAGGUCAAAAUCAAGAUCAAAAUCAAGAUCAAAAUCAAGGUCAAAUUCAAGGUCAAAAUCAAGAUCAAAAUCAAGAUCAAAAUCAAGAUCAUAAGAUAGAACAACUUCAAAUUCAAGAUAAUAAGAUAGAACAACUUCAAAAUCAAGAUCAAAAUCAAGGUCAAAAUCAAGAUCAAAAUCAAGAUCAUAAGAUAGAACAACUUCAAAAUCAAGAUAAUAAUAUAGAACAACUUCAAAUUCAAGAUAAUAAGAUAGAACAACUUCAAAUUCAAGAAAAUAAGAUAGAACAACUUCAAAUUCAAGAAAAUAAGAUAGAACAACUUCAAAUUCAAGAAAAUAAGAUAGAACAACUUCAAAUUCAAGAAAAUAAGAUAGAACAACUUCAAAUUCAAGAAAAUAAGAUAGAACAACUUCAAACCCACGAUCAAUAUCAAUAUCAAAAUCAAAACCACCAUCAAUAUCAAUAUCAAUUUCAACACCAAUGUCAAUACCCAUAUCAAUACCAGGUCCAGGGAGUAGGGGAAGCAAUAAAUAAUAAAGAAAUAGAAGAAAACAUAAACAAAUUAAAUGACGAAUCAGAUGAAAAUAAUAAUUUGGAAAAUAUGGAUGAAGAAGAAAUAACCAACAAAUCAGUAAUAAGCAAUACAAUGAAUAUGUUAGAACUGAAAAAUGAAAAUAAUAAUGAGAUGAUGAUUAACAAUAUAAAAAAAGAAGAAGAAAUAUCUGCACAAAUAAUGGAACCAGCAAAAAAAAGGGGAAGGAAAAAAGGAAGUAAAAUGAUCCACAAAAAUAUUACGAAUGAACAUAUUUUAUCUCAGUUAAAAGAACCAAAGAGAAAAGGAAGAAAACGUAAAACAUGGAUACAACAAUUAGAUAAUUAUAAUAAACUUGAAGAUAAUAAAUUAAAAGAAUAUACAAAUAAUAUAGACAUAAGAGAUGAUAAUAAAGCAAAUACCCCCAAUGGAGAUGUAACAACAAAUGAUGUAACUACAUUAUGUUGUAAUAAAAGAGCAAAAUAUGAAAUCAUUAAUCCAAAUAGUAUUCGAAAUAUGUUUACUUUAUUAAGAAAUAAAUUAAGUAAUUUAAAUGUAAAAAAUACAAUGAAUAGCCAUUCAGAAAUAAAUAUGUUAAUUAAUAAUUUUUUAUAUAUCUUAAAAGUAAUGAAUAAACAUAAACAAAUGUUAGAAAAUAUAUAUACCAUCAAUUUUACAAAUAUUGAUGAUAUAUGUGUCAGAAAUUAUUUAGAAAAACAUUUCCCUCUUAUAAAAGGAUAUAGAAAUAAAUAUGAAAUUACUGAUGAUCAUUUUGCUCAAGGAAACGCUGAUCGUCGCCUGUCCAAGGAGAUUAAUUGUUUAAGUGAAAAUGGGGAUAUUGCUUUAAAUGAGAACUAUGAACAAAACGAAGAAAAUGAAAAUAAUCAAAAUAAUGAAAAUUAUCAAAAUAAUGAAAAUAAUCAAAAUAAUGAAAAUUAUCAAAAUUAUCAAAAUAAUGAUAUGUCACCAAAUAACAUCCCUCUUAUUCAUAAAAAUGUAAAGGAUGAAGACAAUUUUGAAACAGUUUUUUUAAAAACACGUAGUUCUUUUAGUAGUGUAGAUAGUAAUAUUAUUCAUAUUGAUAAUAUACAAAAUUUUAAACUUUCCAAUUCUUCAGAAAAUAAAUUAAACCAAUUUGAAAAUAAAAAUGUAUUAUUAUCCAAUGAUGUUUUAUGUGAAACCAAAAAAGAAAUUGAGCAAAGUUGCAUGAACAGUCAGGAAAAAGAAGAAAAUUACCUGCACUAG